UAUUUGUAGCCACAUGCUCGCUCUCAGGACUCAGUCAGCGUUUGACUCAGUGGUGGCAGCAGCAGAGGGGAUCUAGGAUUUCCACUUGUCAGUUCCUCCCCGACACCGAAAUCAAGUGCAUCCCCUCAGCUAAAAAAUGUCAAAGUUGGACCAGGUCCUCAUCCUCGACCCUCCCUCCGACCUCAGAUUUAAAGGUCCUUUCACAGAUGUAGUCACCACCAACCUCAAACUGAAGAACCCUUCUGACAGAAGAGUGUGUUUCAAAGUGAAGACGACGGCGCCUCGCAGGUACUGUGUACGGCCGAACAGCGGCGUCAUCGAGGCCGGAGCAACCGUCAUCAUCUCUGUCAUGCUACAGCCCUUUGACUAUGACCCCAAUGAGAAAAGUAAACACAAAUUCAUGGUGCAGACGAUUUUCGCCCCGUCACAUGUUUCCGACAUGGAUGCAUUGUGGAAAGAUGCAAAACCCGAUGAUCUCAUGGAUUCCAAGCUGAGAUGUGUCUUCGAGCUGCCUUCUGAAAACAAUAAAGUGAAUGACGUGGACGCGACCAAAACGGCCCCGGUGAUGAACUCCAUGAAGGCCGAGGCGACGGCUGCCUCCAUGCCGGCCGCUGGCUCGAUGGACGACUCGGAGAUGAAGAAGGUUCAGGAGAAGUGCAAGAGGCUGCAGUCAGAGAUGAACAAGCUGUCUGAGGAGAACCGGCAAUUAAAGGAGGAAGGAAUUAGAAUGAGAAAGAUGCCCCGCUCAGACCACAUGACAUCAAACUCGACUAGCCUCCUCGGCCGAGAAGCCAGCGCCGCCUCCCUGCCCUCCCUCCUCGUCGUCAUAGCAGCCAUCUUCAUCGGAUUUUUCUUAGGGAAGUUCAUCUUGUAGACUGGGAGAUGCAUGCCAGCCGUAUCCCCCACCCCCGGCUCUGGAAUCUCAAAAAGGCCUGGAAACACCCCCCCCGCUCCCCCUUCUCCCCUCUCUCCUCCCCUUCGAGAAGUCUUUCUGUUGACUUUGCCAUAUCAUUGGUAGUGUGGCCUACAGUGAACACAUCUGUACAGCAUCAUCAGAAGGCGUCGCCUUUUUACAAUCUCACACAGUUUGAAACGCACGGAGAGUUAAGUAAAGAAAGGCAACAAAAAAAGAAAAGCUCCUUUUUGUUUGUUUGUUUUUUUGUUUUGAGGGUUGGAUCAUACGGUUUAAAUGUGGUGGGACAAUGAAAGUUACUAUCAGAUCAGUCAACACGGAAGAUGCACCUAGAGCUGAAAACAUGGGCAAGAAGCAGUAAAAACGAAACAAAACGAAACACAAAAAAAAAAAAUAAUAAUUUCUCAAUCUCUCUCAAUCUCUCUGUUGUUUUUAAUAGGAUUUGAAUGGAAUGUUAGGUGUCUUGUAAAUGUUGUUUUAAUCCUUUUAAACAAAAAAAAGGAAAGAACUUCCAUCAAAAAGACCUUGCUACCUGUUGCUGGAUCAGCCUCUGAAGUAAAUCUGUUCAGUUUGUAAUUUCUACUUCUUGUGUUGGAAUGUUCAGGCCCAGCUUGGGACAUAGGUGCCUCCUUCUUGUACAUUUGUCCUUUCUUUUUCCUCACAACACCAAUGCAGACUUUAUAUUAUUAUUAAUAUUAUUAUUAAUUAAUAUUAUUAUUAUUAUACAAAGCAUAUAUAUAUAUAUAGUCCUUCUGAGGCAAUUAUUGACUAAAAUAAGAUUUCCAUUCUUAAAUUCCUGUCCCAUGGUAUUAAGCAUUGAAGAAAAAUAAAAAUGGAAAAUGUGGUUUUCA
Mugil cephalus (flathead mullet) is the source of this 1764-nucleotide messenger RNA. It is a transcript of the gene vapal, whose product is annotated as VAMP (vesicle-associated membrane protein)-associated protein A, like. The transcript is spliced from 6 exons. The record is from RefSeq and is a predicted model, not a curated record. The coding region runs from base 137 to 874 and encodes 245 amino acids. NCBI's taxonomy places the organism in Eukaryota, Metazoa, Chordata, Actinopteri, Mugiliformes, Mugilidae. Gene Ontology annotation, biological process: neuron projection development. Gene Ontology annotation, molecular function: FFAT motif binding. Gene Ontology annotation, cellular component: plasma membrane; endoplasmic reticulum membrane.